Molecule: messenger RNA, 2019 nt
Organism: Trypanosoma rangeli
Lineage: Eukaryota; Euglenozoa; Kinetoplastea; Trypanosomatida; Trypanosomatidae
Product: pleckstrin homology domain-containing family M member 3 isoform X2
Exons: 1
Coding region: 1-2019 (672 amino acids)
Source: RefSeq, a predicted model, not a curated record
AUGCUUUCCCGGGACUUACCUGACGUUACGGCCGGUGCAGCGUGGUAUGAUAGUGGGUUGGAGGCUGGAAGUGUGAACAUGGGGGAAGAAAACGGAGAGGACGGCGACGACGUCGCGGCACUACUGCAGCGUGCGCGGCGUCUUGUCGAGAAUGCACAUCCUUCGGAAUCGGCGUCGUUGGAGGUGUUUCCUUGCGCGGGAAACUGCAGGGCGUGGGGGAAGCAGCAACAAGCCGGUGAGGAACGGUGGAAGCGGCUUCGUUAUCUUGAGUGGCUGAUGCAAUUCCUUGUGCGCCAGGAGGGUGUGAGGAAGGUGUUGCAGCAUCAUGCUGCGGAAUCGUGGCAGCUGGCGCAGGUGCCAGCAACAGGACCCACUGAAGCAUUUAACGAGGCUUUAGCUUCCGCGAGAGGUGGCGUCGACACAGGGGAGACCACAGGGUCUCGCAGCAGCUGCAUCGACUCGGUGACAGUCACUUAUCUGGAGACGAACAGGUUACAUGGCCCGUGCAGUGAGGCGGUGCCGCACUUUGAGUCCCCACAAACACUCAUGCCUAAUGAAGGUGUACAUGCCCUUGAAGCACAUGCCAACCACGCGGAAAAUAACAUAUUAAGGGCAGUUGCAUCUGCGUGUGACGAUGCGCAGGAGGUCAUUGGGACAACAUCUGAUGAGAUAGACUUUGCUCAACAACCCGAACUACAGGAAAAGAAGAAGGAAUGGCGUUUUUUCCGCACGUGGUACCCGCCGGAACUUUCUCUAUUGGCUAAUGUACCUCAGUCACACGGUACUGAGGCCUCUCCUACACCGCAUAUUUUGUGUCUCUCGACCGUCGUGCACGAGAAACCACGUGGAAUGAGGGCAAAGGAGGAGGCACUUGUGGCGCAGGGUCACUACUGUAAGAGCUGUCUUGGUCCGCUAAAGAAAUCUUACUUUCCUAUUCCUUCAUGGAAGGCGGCGAGGUUUUGUCACUACAUGGGUAUGUAUUACUGCCACAAUUGCCAUUCCAGACGAAAAAGUGUUAUACCAGCACGCAUUCUGCACUUCUGGGAUACAAGAUGCUUUUCUGUGUGCAACGAUGCUUUUGGCUUCUUGGAACUUCAGACGGAGCGACCCUUGUACUGUGUGUCUGCGGUGAAUCCGAGAUUGUACGAGCAUUCUGUCCUGCUCAAUGAGUUGCGGUACUUACGGAUACAAGUCAUGGCACUGCGGGAAGUGGGUGUGCAAUGUUCCGUGUUUCGCAGGCUUUUUUACCGCGAAGAUGGGACAAAGAAGUCCACAACAGGUGACCACUCACAGAAGUCUUCCUCGUUGCUGUCAGACACUAUGGUGGGCAAGUUCGAAAUGGGGUGUUUUGUCCCGCGAGAGAAGCGCUACCUGAUGGAAGACAGUGAGGUCUGGUCCUUGGAUGACCUUUUGGAGGUUCACCGCUGUUGCUCAGGUGGGCUCAACCACGAUGACGCGUCGUGGGACGUUCCGCUGCAGGUGCGAGCGGGUGGUCACGUUCACCCCGUGAUGGACUGCAGAGUAUUUAUGUAUCUUCGGCGGCUGCGAAUGCAGAUGACGAGCCACAUCUUUCGACGGCGCUGUGACGUAUGCUUACGAAAUAGCCUUGAUAUUUGUCGGUGGUGCUGCCCUUCUGGGAUGCUGGAUGUGUUUAGACGGUAUCGAAUGCAGGGGGUAUUGCAUCACCAACAAGGCGUUGAAGGCUCUCCCACAUUGUGCCCUGUAUUUCCUCCACCCCCUGUGGAUCAAGCUACGUCUUUACAUGAGCAUGCCGAGCUCUUCCUAUUUGUGGUGCACUCUUUUGACUUGCUUCACGUUCGCAGUUGCCCCCAAUGCGGGGCUUGCUACCACAAGCAAUGCUUUGAACUAAUGCAGUGCGGGUUGGCAGGUGGUAUGGGAUGUCUUCGUUGCCGAGGAAGUAGUGAUAUCACUGCGUUCGCGAAUGUUUCUGAACAUCUUUUAUCCGUCUACAAAGGGCAGCUCCAACCCGAAUGCCUUCGGGAAGGAGAACCUAUGUAA